ACGCGGUCCGUGGGCUGAAGCACGGUCGAAGCAGGAGCUGAACCGAGGUCUACGAUAAUAAUAGCGACAUAUAUGGCAGAGAGUGAUUUUCGAAGUUGAUCGAUAUAUUUGUGCGAGGUAAACGUUCCGUUGUUGUCUAUCAGAGAAUAGCGUCGCGAAAUGUCGGAGUGAUAACCAGUUUGCGCUCUGACAGGGCGACGUGCACGAGAUCUUGGUCGCCUUCUUCCUCCGGCUUCCUCGGGUUUUCUUUAUAUAACCUAUGCUUCUGUUGAAAUCCAGGGUGAUACUUAUCAUUCCUCGUCUCAUGGUAUUUAUAACUACGCUUGAUGUGCACAACUCUACAGGUCUCACGACGUGCUUCGGCUUACCCAAGAUGCUGGGAAAUUAGUCGCCUCGGCUUGGCUAGCAAGCUUUGGGAUUCGUCCUACGAGUUGUAAACACCAAUCAUCCUCAUGGCUCUACGUAGAGGGAACAGGAACCUCAAGCUGCGGGUCUCCGAUGAAACCGUAACCUCUGUGACCCCACCAAGAAAUCUCGACAAAAGAACCACAAUUACCAUUGACGACAAAACAUUCGUUGUCGAGGCAGAUGAUCUAGAGGCGUUGUGCGUUCUCGGACGAGGAGCUUAUGGAGUUGUAGAUAAGAUGCGGCAUAAGCAAAGCGGCACGAUAAUGGCAGUUAAGAGAAUAACGGCGACAGUUAAUACACAGGAACAGAAACGUUUGCUUAUGGAUUUGGACAUUUCGAUGCGAAGCUCGGCUUGUCCAUACACCGUACAAUUUUAUGGCGCUCUGUUUAGGGAAGGAGACGUCUGGAUCUGUAUGGAAGUCAUGGACACGAGCCUCGAUAAGUUUUAUACUAAGGUCUAUAGGCACGGUAGAUCCAUCCCGGAAGAUAUACUGGGGAAAAUAGCCUUUGCUGUAGUGAGUGCGCUGCAUUACCUCUACUCACAGUUGAGGGUGAUACACAGAGACGUCAAGCCAAGUAAUAUCUUGAUCAACCGGAAGGGAGAGGUGAAGAUCUGCGACUUCGGGAUAUCUGGCUACUUGGUAGACUCUGUCGCAAAAACAAUCGAUGCUGGUUGCAAGCCGUACAUGGCUCCAGAGAGGAUAGAUCCAUCAGGAAACCCCUCGCAGUAUGAUAUCAGAUCGGACGUUUGGUCGUUAGGCAUUUCCCUUGUCGAACUGGCUACGGGGAAAUUCCCUUACGAGUCAUGGGGCACUCCUUUUGAGCAGCUUAAACAAGUUGUCAAAGACGAAGCCCCAAAGUUACCACCAGGCCAGUUUUCCUCGAGCUUCGAGGAGUUCAUCGGCAAAUGCCUGAUGAAGGAUUAUUCGGCUCGACCGAAUUACAAUCAAUUGUUGGAGAUGGUUUUCAUCACAGAGCAUGCAACGAAGGACACCAAUGUGGCCUCCUUCGUAGAGAACGUAUUAGACUUGCCAGAAAUUGAGCAACCUGCCUAGCAAAUAAGGAAGCCCCAAGUUUGCUUCGCUUCGACAAUGGGAACUUCAAGGUUCCCUUGGACUCGGAGCAGCCACUUGUCGGAGCUCAGAUCAACUGCCAAUCAAGCUAGAAGACUUAGUGUCGCGCAAGUCGGAGUUAAAGUGACUGAACUGCUCGCAGACUCGAUCAGAGCAUUAGGCUGGGGUGUCUUGGCAGUCUCCGUUCCAAAAUUUACCACAUACUCGGAGAUGUAACGAAGGCAAUACAAUUUAACUGUGUAGUAGUUUUGUACAAACCCAGUGUCACCUGUAUUAUUUCUUGCACUCUCUUUCUCUGUCUAUUUUUACCUAUACCUUUCUCUUUUUAUACACUAUCGUAAUUCUAUGUUUCUGUAUGGAGCAAUUUAUCCAGUAAACAUGCGAUUUGAAUCGUUGGAAACACUAAAAAUUGUACACGAGUGUCUGUUAUUGUGUAAAUUAAAGUUCAAAUUCCGACUCGGAACUGGGAGUAGUUGA
This is a messenger RNA of Orussus abietinus, 1958 nucleotides long. RefSeq names its product dual specificity mitogen-activated protein kinase kinase 6 (gene lic). Bases 453 to 1463 code for a protein of 336 amino acids. The transcript has 7 exons. The record is from RefSeq and is a predicted model, not a curated record. Gene Ontology annotation, molecular function: MAP kinase kinase activity; ATP binding. Gene Ontology annotation, biological process: stress-activated MAPK cascade; protein phosphorylation. Lineage: Eukaryota; Metazoa; Arthropoda; Insecta; Hymenoptera; Orussidae.